Molecule: messenger RNA, 668 nt
Organism: Arabidopsis arenosa
Lineage: Eukaryota; Viridiplantae; Streptophyta; Magnoliopsida; Brassicales; Brassicaceae
Source: the annotation of a GenBank genome assembly
ACUCAACACUCCUCUCCGAACUUAGAAAACAAAAAAAGAGAGAGAGAUAAAGAGGGAGACCUUGCUUAGCAUUUUCAAAACAUGGCUUCAAAAAACAUGAUGAAAAACACGAUAGCUCUCAUCCUCGCCAUCAACCUCGUCUUCUUUGGCUUCACCGUGGCACAACCUCCUCCUCCACCUCCAGCUCCAGUGUGUCCCAGAGACAUCCAAGCUUGUGUCAACGUGCUUCGAGCCAGCGUGAUCCUCAAUGCUCAAACAGUGAGCCGAUGCUGCACUCUCGUGGCUGGGCUUGACGCCUCUGUGGCCUCUGUAUGCCUAUGCAAUGCCGUUAGAAUCUCACUCCUCAAUAUAUUGACGAUCACUCUGAGACUUAAUCGGGUUCUUGAAAUCUGUCGUAUCACUCCCCCAGCAGGUUUCACAUGCGCUUAAUCCUCUCAUAAGACUAAAUAAGCACACCAGUUUCGUAUUAUCGAAUAAUAAUGGUGCAACUAUGUUUCUCUAAUAAUUAUACGUGUCUUAGUAAGAUCUAUGUUGUUAAAAUAAAGUGAAAACAGUUGUACUGCUGUUUACACAUGUUCGUAGUUAUGUUCUUCAAGUUUGAUUUCCUUAUGUUGUAGUGUUGUAUAAUCUCUUGGUUCAGGUGAAAGUAAUAUACACUUUACCUUUUG